ACUGUGAAAACUGAAAGCGAAAACUGAAACUGAAACUGUGAAGUGAAGGAAGGAACAAGGAACGACGAGCCGUCGAGCAAGAAUCGGGGUCGAAACGAAAUCGUAUUUGGAGGGCUUGAAACAAUCUACAAUUUUGUGAUUUUGUGACACAUUACAGUAAAUUGGUGCUUUUGCCCGUUGGGAUAAUCUAUUGGAAUGUCUGGGAUUGCUAUUGCUCGUUUAGCUGAAGAACGUAAAGGUUGGAGGAAGGAUCAUCCUUUUGGCUUUGUUGCUCGGCCAGGAAAAGCUCAAGAUGGUGGUCUUAAUCUAAUGAACUGGGAAUGUGCAAUCCCAGGCAAAAAAGGAACACCAUGGGAAGGCGGCUCGUACAAACUGAGGAUGAUCUUCAAGGAUGAUUACCCGUCCAGUCCGCCCAAGUGUAAAUUUGAACCUCCACUCUUCCAUCCCAAUGUGUACCCCUCAGGCACUGUCUGCUUAUCGUUGCUUGAUGAAGAGAAGGACUGGCGGCCAGCCAUCACCAUCAAACAGAUCCUUCUUGGUAUUCAGGACCUCCUCAAUGAGCCUAACAUUAAGGAUCCCGCCCAGGCCGAGGCUUACACCAUUUACUGCCAAAACCGUCUUGAGUACGAGAAGCGAGUGAGGGCCCAAGCAAGAGCAAUGGCUCCUCAGGAAUAGUAAAUAACCACUGCCUGCAUCAGCAAGCAGUCUGGAACCUGGUGUCAUCGACAUAAACUCUUUAUUGUGUGGUUAAGUGUCUUCUGUUGACAAAGUAAAGUCUUCUGAUUAUAAAUAAAUUUUACGUAAGGUUUGUAUUUUAGUCCGAAGCUUUAUUUAUUUGAAUUGGGUCGACCCUUACCUAUCGGAAAUCGUAAAUGUUUUUAUCGUGACUAAGUAAAUAUAUCAUGUCUUUGUAAAUUAAAGAUGGUCUAGUGUAAUUUAAUUUUAAGUUUUCUAUAAGUACAAUAAUAAAGCAUCAAAUUCUUUUUUUUUA
Molecule: messenger RNA, 991 nt
Organism: Macrosteles quadrilineatus (aster leafhopper)
Lineage: Eukaryota; Metazoa; Arthropoda; Insecta; Hemiptera; Cicadellidae
Product: SUMO-conjugating enzyme UBC9-B
Exons: 6
Coding region: 196-675 (159 amino acids)
Biological process (GO): protein sumoylation
Cellular component (GO): nucleus
Molecular function (GO): SUMO conjugating enzyme activity
Source: RefSeq, a predicted model, not a curated record